This is a messenger RNA of Sitodiplosis mosellana (orange wheat blossom midge), 2280 nucleotides long. RefSeq names its product zinc finger CCCH domain-containing protein 11A-like. Gene Ontology annotation, molecular function: metal ion binding. The coding region runs from base 401 to 898 and encodes 165 amino acids. The transcript has 6 exons. The record is from RefSeq and is a predicted model, not a curated record. Lineage: Eukaryota; Metazoa; Arthropoda; Insecta; Diptera; Cecidomyiidae.
CAAAUGCCAUUCUCGGCACCGAAACGUGUGCUCAAACCAAAAACCACACACUUUGCAAUGGCUACAGGAAUUCACUGCCGAAUUAUUCGACAUUGUUUGAGGAGAGUUCGGUGUGUGUGUGUUUUUUUUUCUUUUCGCAUUUUGGCAUACACCGAGUGAGAGAGAACCGACACUUGAAUGUGAUUAGAACACAUUCAAUAACUGUAAAAAUUUCGGCCGAAUUUUUUAGGCAAUGUACAUUUUCUCACACUGAACAUGAAUUCAGUACUUGUGCGACACUCAUUUCAACCAUAGAUCGUCUCAAUUUGAAUAUUUCAGCAUUUUAACCACCAUUCGUGGUCACAUCACAUUUUAUUGUUUCACUUUCAACGAGAACCGAGAUUGACGACAAGCCAGCAAAAUGCCGAUGAUUAUGGGCGAUUGGCAAUUAGAUAACUUUUAUCAAAAGGAAGUACGAUCAAACGAUAACAUUAUGUCAUCGCCAAAAAAUCUACAAGAUUGCUAUUUCUACUAUUAUUCGGUGUGCAGAAAGGGAACUAGCUGCCCGUAUCGACAUGAGCCAUCGGCAUUGGGUCACGAACGUGUCUGCCCCAAAUGGACGGAGAAUCAAUGCUUUCAACCAAAUUGCCCAGAUCGUCAUAUGGUCAUCGAGAAAGCACGAAAUCAAAUACAAUGUUAUUGGGAGAAUAAAGGAGGAUGCCGAAAACCACACUGUGUGUUCAAGCAUUUAAACUCGGUGCAGCCACCACCAAAUACAUCUGGCCUCAUGACAACCGUCAAUCCAAACGUUGUCGCCACCGCACUCAUUCAAAUGCAACAGCAUCAACGCUUGCAACAUCACAUACAACAGGCACAAACUAAUAACAACAGCCUGGAUCAAACGCUAAUCGACAAAUGAAAUUUACUUUUACUCUGCUAUCAUCCGUUGAAUGGCCAACAACAGCAACCAACAACGGAUCAACUCCAACAACAGAAUCGGCGUUCAACCGUCGCUGUCGCCAGUCGAACAUUAUCCGCAUUAAAUACAUCCAAUCUUAACCAUUUGGUCCAAUCACAACAACAACAGCAGCAACAGCAACAACAACAGCAACAGCAACAUCAAAAUCUUCAUUCGCAAAAUCCAUCAUUUUAUUUAUUCAACAAUCGAAACGCAUUUUUAAACUAACAUUCUUCCGAAUGAUCGAAUGGAAGUACACAGCAAAUACAUAAAACAACAUAUAAAACAACAGCAGCAACAACCAUAAAAGCAUGGAACUAGCGAUCAAUGUGUCGCUGUCACCAAAUCUACACAUGGAAUUCAAGUGGCUAGUACACAAUCGAAUCUGUACGCAACUCUCCCGGAGAGAAGAACAAAAGCAUUAAAACUAGAGAGAUAGAAGUAAAUGUUAUGAAAAUAGAUUGAAUAUUUCUCAUAAUAGGCCAAACAUGAGUUUCGUGGAGAUAGCAAGAGAGAAAGAGAUAAACACAAAACAACCCAAGAAUAAUAGUUUUCUUCGUUAUUUUUGUUAAUUUUUAAUUUUUCCUUUCUUGUAAACAUAAUGAAUUACCUAGGAAAUUAACGGAAUAGAAAAGAGAGAAACAAAAAAAAAAGAAAACUAACAAAAUGCGCGCGCGAAAAGACACUUUUCAAUUUGAAAAGUGAAUUUGAAUGAAAAUAAAAAAAAAACAAGUAAUAAUUAAUUGAAUUAAAUGCGAAUGCUAUUUAGCUUAAAAUUUAGGAAGUGAAGAUUAAAAACCGCAAACGACAACACAACACAACACAAAAAAUCAUCUAUUAGAUUUUACUAGAGAAAUAUUUAUGAUAUAAAAAAAAACAAAGAGAACAAGUGUUAAACACUUAAUCAAAAAUGAUGAAGAAAGAAGAAAAAAACAAAUCCACGUACAAAUUACUUCAUGACGGAGUAAAAGGGGCGCAACAUUGAAGCAAAAAAAAAAAAAUAUUGAAACAAAAUGAAAACAUGUUAGAAUGAGAAAUACAGAUACUUAAAAUACAAUAUUUUGGUAAAAGCAACAUGGAGAAUGAGAUAGAAAAAUGAACAGAGGACAUUGUAAUCACACUUACACACUCGAAAUCAUAAUAUUAUAUAUAAAUAUAUAGGUAUAUGAACUGAACUGAAUUUGCUGCUGAUGAUGAUGCUUUUAAGGAGAUAAAAAAAAAAACAACUAAAAACUAACAGAGAAAUAAAGAGAAACACAACAAAAAAUGAGAAAAUACUACACGUAAGCACAUUUACAAUUUUUAAGUAUCCACAUCGCUAACACAACAACAACAAAUAAAAC